AUGAGUUCAUCCGCAAAAGACAUUGCCGAGAUUAAAGUAUGCCGUCAACUUGCAUCUCGCUACAGCGGCGAUGCUUUGGCCGAAAUGUUCGGCGCCGCAAAACCAAACUACGAGGCUUCUGAGCUGAUAGUGUCAAGUCUAAGAAGCCUUGUUGCUAAGAGAAGCGUUGACAUCUCCCUGAUUCAAUUUCUUGACGGUCACCGUAAUUCUAAUCUAGAAGACGUGAUAAGAGAAGCGGAUCUGCUGACAAUACUUUUGAAGACGGGUAGUUCAUAUAGAACUAGUCAAGAUUUGCUAGCGGUUGAUCUGCUAGUACAGAAUCAUGGCGAAGCGGCGUUGGCAUCUAAACUCUGGCCUGCGUAUUUGGAGCGUGAAACAAAUCAAGUGGCAAGUCGAUUGUUAAGAGCACAGUUUUGGCGGUGGACUCAUUUUGAGUAUACGCAGAUUUUCAAGCUGCUUGGGCUUGGUGGUGACAUCGAUAAGGUGCUCACUCACCCAAAUUUGAUUAUUUUCAACUAUUACAUGCACGUGCUUAUGAUGGAGAAUCGUAUCGAGCGCUAUUCUCCGAUUAAUAGUUUUAUCGACGUUUUCGGCGAGGUACCAACUGCCAGGAUGCUCGAGGCUGCUAAGAAGUCCGAAUCGGUGAUAAAUUAUCAAGUCGGUUUAUUCAAGAAAUGGCAGACACAAUCGUUGAAAGACAUCAAGGCGAGGUUUGCUGGGGAUCCAGCCAGAAUAGACAAAGAUCUGUUUGAAAGGUACGAGGCGUAUUUGAACAGCCAAACAGCGAAGCCACAGUAA
Messenger RNA from Plasmopara halstedii, 798 nucleotides. RefSeq lists its product as uncharacterized. NCBI's taxonomy places the organism in Eukaryota, Oomycota, Peronosporomycetes, Peronosporales, Peronosporaceae. The transcript has a single exon. The record is from RefSeq and is a predicted model, not a curated record. Bases 1 to 798 code for a protein of 265 amino acids.